AUGGCCUCCGGGGGCAACCCUGCUCCCGACGACAGCGAGGACGAUGGCGACCCUCCCGUCCAGGAGCGCCAGCCUGAGCGUGAGGGUACCACCCUCACGCUCUUCUUUCCACUCCCGGCGACGUUUCUAUGCUGCGAGGAGGGCUGCGCGACCGCCUACAACCCAGAAGUGUGGACGUCGCGCCGCCAGUCGCUGCAGCGGCACCUCGAGGGGGAGCAUGGCGUGCGGAUAACCCGGACGGUAUACCACUGCACCAUUUGCGGCGCUACGCUGGGGAAACGGCCGACAACGCAUGGCUGCCUGGUGAACCUUCCAGCUGCUGCCCCUCCCCCCCCUCACCGGCACCAGUGCCCGACCUGCUCGAGCUCCUUCACGUCAAGGAAGGGGCUCUACAAUCAUGAGCAACGGCACCGGAGGGAGGAGGCACUUUUGGCCCGGCAGAACGCUACUGCCGGUCCACCACCAGCAGCCGCUGUGGCCGGUCCUUCAGGAGAGUCCUGCCGUGCAGGGGACACCAGGACGCCACCUCAUCAGCCUCCACCUGGACCGGCUACACCCCCACAUCCCCCCCUUUUGAGGUCACACCUGCUCCUAUGGACGGAGAUGGGGCCCUGGGGGAGCUUGCACUCGGAGCGACGCCCGUCGUCUCGACGAGUCAGCUGUCUUCGUGACUCUGCGGACGACGACGGCACGGAGAGCGCGCCUGUACACCAGGCGGACGAUGCGGGUGACGACCAGCCGGGUGGUGACUCCAACCAGGCAGUACCUGCAGGCGAUGACGUCAGCUCCUCGGAGGAGUACGCCAGCCCAGCUGUGGACGACACCGAGGAGCCAGCUCACCAGCAGAUGGGGCGCGUCGUCGAGUUGUCGGCGCCUACCGAGCAGGCGACGACACUCGCAAACAACUUUGGCGAAGCGGGGCGAGAACCCGCCGAACCGACAGCGCCCCAUGGCGACGUCACCGGCAGCAACUACGGUACACAGGACGAGGCAGCUGACACCCUGGGGCCCGAGAGCGCCUGGUUCCUGGCGGAGGUGACGGCAGAGCUACGUGACCUUGGCCGGAGCCCUGUGUCGGAGGAGCAAUGGGCGCGGUUCGAGCCCAUCCUGGACCGCGCCGAGGCAGCCAUCGUUGACCAUCUUCGGCUGCCCUGUCGGGGCUCACGCCAAACACCACCUCGGCGUGAGAUAAACCCCGACAAUGCUUCUCUCAUACAGGGACUUUACAGGAGAAACCGGCGACGGGCCGUCCGCCUCAUUGCGGAGGGCCCGUCCGAGCUCUGCCCCAUCAACCCAGGCACCCUUCAAGGCCACUUCACUGAACUCUGGGCCCCGGUAGCCGUGGACACAACGCUCCUCAGGUCACGAGCCCCCACAACAGAGGAGAUGGACACGUGCCCCUUCCUGCCAGACGAAGUCGCAGCCAAGCUCCGAAGGUGCGAAAGCACAGCUCCUGGGGAGGACCGUCUGACCUACCACCACUGGAGGCAGGUGGAUCCUGACGGGCGGUUCCUGGCGGCGGUGUUCAACAUCUGUCUCUUACACCGCCGCACACCCCAGAGCUGGAAAUCAUCGAGGACGAUCCUGAUUUACAAGAAGGGCGACCGCGAGGACCCCACAAACUGGCGACCCAUUGCCCUUGGUCGAACGAUCGCCAAACUGUAUGCCGGGUGUCUCACCACCCGGCUGCAGCGGUGGUUGGGCGACCAUGCGGUACUGUCCAGGUGUCAGAAGGGCUUCCUGCCGCUACGAUGGGGUGUUCGAACACAACUUCGUGCUGCAGGGACGCCUGGACGACGCCAGGACGGGAAGGUGGGGAGCUGUGCGUGGGGUUUCCUCGACUACGCCAACGCCUUCGGCUCGGUCGCCCAUGAGGCCCUCGUCGACGCUGUCCGCGGCGCCGGCGCGGGGGAGCCCUUCGCGGAGAUCGUGGAGGAACUCUACCGCGCCAACACCACCUGCGUCGUGGCAGCUGACGGCACCACGGAGCCAAUCGCCAUCGAGCUGGCCUACGCCAAGGCUCGCCGUCUCAACGUCGUGACAGCCCUCUCGGACCGGCUGGGACUGCGACUCAAGCCCGCCAAGUGCCGCACCCUCCACCUAUCCGGGCGCUAUCCGGUGGGCACACGGCCCACCACUUUCACCGUUGGAGGCGUCCCGGUUCCGGCACUGGCGGACUACGAGGGGCACCGUUUCCUGGGGCGACCUGUGGGCUUUCGGGUGCUCCCGGACCAAACGACCGUCGACGAGGCCAUCCACCUGGGCAGGAAGCUACUCUCCUCAAUGCUCACCCCGUGGCAGAGGCUGGAUGCAAUUAAAACUUUUUUAUAUCCAGCUCUGAACUUUGCCAUGCGGGUGGGCCUCGCCAGCAAGGGAGAGUGGCAGCGUUUGGAUGACGAGCUCCGCCCCCUCAUCAAGAAGACCCUGUACGUUCCGGCCAGGGCAUCUAACGACUACGUGUACGGGAGCGCACGGGCCGGCACUGCAGGGAUCCCUUUGGCGGCGGAGCUGAGUGACAUCUGCCGGGUGGACGGGGCCUUCAAGCUCCUGACGUCGACGGACUCGGAGGUUCGGGAGCGGGCAAGGGAGGCGCUGCACCAGGUGGUCUCCAGGCGGCUCCGACGCGAUGCUGACGGCGAGGACAUCGAGGCCUACCUCUCGGGCGACACGGAAGGCGACUUCAGACAGACCCCCACUCAACUUCAGUCUGUCUGGACGGAGGCCCGCAAAGCCUCCCGUCGCCUAACUGUCGCCUGGGAGCUACAAGACCAGGGCGCCCGCAUCACCUGCGGGGAGGCCACGGUGUCCGCGCGGAACCGGAACAAGCUGGUGAGAACUCUCCGGGCCAUCCUCAGCCAGAACCGGGACCGUUCCCUCGAGGCGAAGCCAAACCAGGGCAAGGCGAUGGCGUGUGUAGCGGCGGACCCCGCUAACUCGCACUUCAUGCGGACCGGCCGCUACACCAGGUUCAAGGAGUGGCGCUUCAUUCAUCGAGCCCGGCUUAAUCUCCUCCCCCUCAACGGCACACGUACCUGGGUACCUGCAGCUGAUAAACGGUGCCGACGCUGCGGGUACAGGGAGGAGACGCUGCCGCACGUACUCUGCCAUUGUAUGCGGCAGAGCCGGGCAAUGACGGAGCGCCACAACGCCAUCGUCGCACGUAUCAAGAAGGCUGCCCUGGGAAGGUUCACCGUCAUCGGGGAGAACCAACAGGUCGGACUUCCCGGCCUGCGACCUGACCUGGUCCUGGCACGAGGCGAGGAAGCCUUGAUCCUGGACGUCUGCUGCCCUUUCGACAACAGACUGCAGGCGUUCCAGGAAGCCCGGAGGCUUAAGGAGGAGAAGUACGCCCCCUUACAGCGACAUCUCCUCCGACGGUUCCAGCGCGUUUCCGUCGAAGCCAUCGUCGUCGGCUGCCUGGGGUCGUGGGAUCCGGCUAACGAUCGUGUCACGCGCAGACUGUGUUCAAGAACUAUCUGCGAACAAUGA
This is a messenger RNA of Rhipicephalus microplus (southern cattle tick), 3489 nucleotides long. RefSeq lists its product as uncharacterized. Lineage: Eukaryota; Metazoa; Arthropoda; Arachnida; Ixodida; Ixodidae. The record is from RefSeq and is a predicted model, not a curated record.